This is a messenger RNA of Bathycoccus prasinos, 1035 nucleotides long. Its product is annotated as fucosyltransferase. Gene Ontology annotation, molecular function: alpha-(1->6)-fucosyltransferase activity. The record is from RefSeq and is a predicted model, not a curated record. Gene Ontology annotation, biological process: protein N-linked glycosylation. Bases 1 to 1035 code for a protein of 344 amino acids. The transcript is spliced from 3 exons. Lineage: Eukaryota; Viridiplantae; Chlorophyta; Mamiellophyceae; Mamiellales; Bathycoccaceae.
AUGGGGAGUAGAUUAUUUUUUCUUGGACGUUGUUUAACAGAAGCUUUGAAUUCUCAACGAGUAGUAGUUCUAUCCAAUGAGCUUUUGAGUACCCAUGAUAUGCUAAGUCCAUUUAAAUCCUGGAGCAACUGUAGCCUCAAAGAUGUGCAAUCAAAGGAGAAAAAAUCGAGGAUAAGGUAUUACUAUCCGAUGGAUUCUAUUAGCUUGAAAAAAACGAAUGAUAUGCCUGCGGUGGGUGCAUUGUAUCCGAGAGCCUUUGCAAGUAGGGGGUACUGGUGGUGGAAAUCACAAGAAAUUACGUAUGCUCUCCGGCCUAAAAGUCCGACACUAGAAACUCUAAAGGAUAACUUUGGCAAAAGCAUAGAAGAUAUGAUAGUUUUUCAAGUUAGACGUACAGAUAAAACGCAAGGCUGUUCAUCUAUUUACGGUAAGAAAAGUGCUAUCAGGUGUAAAGCAGAAGCAAGCGCUCCAAAAAUUGUAAAUUAUAUUGAAGCUUUGGAUUUUUUUAAAAGAAACUAUUCAACACCAAUCCUUGUGGUGACAGAUGAUGCUCAUAUUAUGGAAGAAAUUUCACAGCUCAAAGAAAAUGAAUAUGUAUUUCUACAUCCUGAGCCUGCUCCCAAAAGAAUUCCUGAUAAGGAUGGGAAGGGUGGAAUUUACAAGCAUAGGUCAAUGAAGGAUGCAAUAGACAUUCUUAGUAUGUCCUAUGGGAAUCCCUUAAUAUUUACUUACAGUAGUGGUUUUGGUGCUUUAGCCCUUCAAAUUAAACAGGCACGAGAAAAUUUCUGUAGCGAUUGGAGCAGUCUAGACUGGGGAAAGCGUGAGUGGCCUCCGAUUGGAACAAUCACUGAAGGUGGUGUAAGAGGUGUAAAAAGAAAUACGCUACUAGUAAGUAAAAUUUGCAGAGUUGUAGAUUUGACAAUACAUUCUACUGAUAGUGAUACCAGUUAUUGCUCUGUGAUUCUAAAGAAGUCUGCAAGAAAAGUGGCUGGAGCUGGAGCUGCAAUUUUCACGUUUUGUAACUGCAAGAUUUGA